This is a messenger RNA of Pogona vitticeps (central bearded dragon), 1282 nucleotides long. Its product is annotated as alpha-1-antitrypsin. NCBI's taxonomy places the organism in Eukaryota, Metazoa, Chordata, Lepidosauria, Squamata, Agamidae. The record is from RefSeq and is a predicted model, not a curated record. Gene Ontology annotation, molecular function: serine-type endopeptidase inhibitor activity.
UUCUUUAUAAUUGUUGGGAUCUUUGCGAACAAUGGUCCUUAUCCAUACAAUUCUGGCUAUCCUGAAAACUGUGAUAACAAUGUCCAGAAUGAUCCAUUUACCAACAAUGAAAACCAGUUCAAUCAAAGAGGUGUUCCGACACCCUAUGAGGUGCUUGUCAACAGUAAUUCUGACUUUGCCUUCAAGUUCUUCAAGAAAGUGACAACUAAUGGAGGCCAACGGAAUAAUUUCAGAAAGAAGAACAUUGUCUUCUCUCCCAUGUGUAUCUCCUCUGCAUUUGCAAUGCUGGCCUUGGGUGCCAGGUCCGACACCUUAGAUCAGAUCCUUAGAGGACUUGACUUUAGACCAUCAGAGAUCCAGGAGAGGAUGAUCCAUGAAGGUUUCCAUGACCUCAUCUACAUGUUAAACAGUGGGGGGUCUGGCCUGCAGGUGGAAAUGGGCAAUUGCCUAUUUGUAGAAAACCACCUGCAUCCACAAGAACAAUUCUUACGGGGACUCAGAACUAUCUAUGGAGGAGACAUCUAUAUGGAAAACUUCAAGAACACAGCAGAAACCCAACAGCACAUCAACAACUAUGUUGAAAGGAAAACUCAUGGAAAGAUUGCCAAGCUUGUAGAUGGAGUUGAUCCUAUUACUGAGAUACUUCUGGUUAGCUAUAUUUACAUAAAAGCCAAAUGGAAGAAGCCCUUUGAUCCAAAGUACACUGAGAUGCGUGACUUCUAUGUGGAUCCGUACACCACUGUGAAAGUGCCCAUGAUGUUCCAGAUGGGCAUGUUUGAAGUUGGCCGUGACAAUGAGAGGUCUUGCACGGUUCUGAAAAUGCCAUACGAAGGACACGCGGCUUCGUAUUUUAUCUUGCCUGACAAAGGGCAACUGGAGAAGGUGGCCAGCAGCUUAUCAUGUGAAGCUUUGAAGACAUGGGAAAGAAUACUGAAAAAGAGUUCUGUCAACGUGUAUCUUCCAAAAUGCUUAGCUAGUGGAGAGCUUAACCUGAAAGACAUUAUGUACACCAUGGGCGUGGUUGACGUCUUCACUGACAAAGCAGACCUCUCUGGCAUCACGGGGCAGCCUCAGCACAGGCUCUCGGGUGCCCUUCAUAAGGCUAUGAUGGUAAUAGAUGAAAGAGGAACAGAAGCGGCAGGAGCCUCCUCUAUGGAUCUUGUGCCAAUGUCUAUACCAACUGUUAUCAAGUUUGACAGUCCUUUCAUUACUAUGAUGGUAGAUGAAAAGACCCAGAGUAUCCUCUUCAUGGCAGAGAUCCUAAAUCCUGCUGAGAAGUAGA